AUGGGUAUGCGUCGCUCUCCUCCAAUUUCAACUCCCGCCACCACCUUGCCAUAUCCACCUUCUCGACCACUGCUUUCGAAAAGCGCUGCCACUGUUGUCCUCCGCCGAAUGUCAGGCGCUGCUUCGUCGGCGCUGGAGACGUUGGAGCUGGCUGUGGCGGCCGACUGCACAGGUCUUGCGCCUUUGAAACUCACCGGCCUGAGGCUCUACCAUUCGACCGAGAAGCUUGCUAACCUCGAUGGUUCUUAUGCGGAAGCAGGUCAUAAUCGAACAAUGUCUCCCGAAAGCGUCUCCUCUCUAUUCCCGCAGAGGCCGAUUCGUCCCUUGCCGAAGCGUCGCUUGAGGGAACGCCUUUCCCCUGAGGUGGCGGACUCUAUCGAGUACCCCCCUGCGAAUCACAACAACAGCCCUCUUUUCUACUACCCAAAUAUCGUGCGAGAUGAGAUGCCCUUGAGGACAGGAGGUCUGAAUGGUGCGUGCCGAGGUGCUGGGGGUUAUGAACGAGGGCCUAGAGGGAACCCGGCGACCGGAGAGAGUGACGAGGAUGAAUCGGCGCUAAGCAGCAGUAAAGUCGUUCGGCGUUCGCAUCCAGAGAUUUUGAACCGCAUCUCAACUAUGCCUCCGAAGCCGGAACACUCUAAGCACCCUAGCCCUCAGCCGCCGCCUUCGACAACAUCUUCUGCGGAUGGGUACGAAUCGUUUGAGAAUACCAACAACAAGAAGAAAAGGAAGAUUCCGACUGCCGGAGACUCGGCGCUCUCUGGAGUACACUCUUUGGGCGACAUCAACUCUAUAGGCGUGUCAACAAUAACGUCUCCGUCAAACGACCAUGGUGACCUCGCAGGAUCGAUAUCACCGUCUUACUAUGGGGCUGGAAGCUUUGUCGGAAACAACCAAGGCAUCUCAGGACCGGGAAGAGGCAGAUUUGGAAGAUCAAGAAAUGGUAGAAGCCCUCUCAGAGCUUUGUCCGACGCUACAAACAACUGGGUUGGCAGGGGAGCUAAGAUCCGGCCGCCUCAAUGGGCCACACCAAACGAAAACCCCGGCAUCAUAUCCAGUGCCAUCGCUAAUGCAGAAAAGGUCCUUUCAGCUCCAGGGCAAGAAAACGUGAGCCUCCUUCAUCAGCAACCCUCCAGCGUCAAAUCUAGCCCUACCGCCACUCAAUUCACUUUCACUUGCGAUUCCCCAGUCCCAAAGCCUCAUUGGCCGGGAACUGAUCCUGCGACUUCCCACCCGGGAUAUCCCAGACAGACCAGACACGCCUCGAUGGCGACACAAACUGCGCCAGACGCUGCGAGCGCAGAUGCUGGCUCAUGCGAUCCUGCGCCAACUGGUAAAGGAGCUUCCCAGCCGAAGAAGAAGAGCCGCCAGCGCGCCGAGAAGGGCCUUCGAGUGGCAGCCAAGACCCGUCGCCGCGAAGCCGAGGAGAGAUACUACAGCAACCCACCCAAGGUUGAGGAUAUGUGGAUUUGCGAGUUUUGCGAAUACGAGAGGAUCUUUGGCGAGCCUCCUCACGCCUUGAUUCGGCAAUACGAGAUCAAGGACAGAAAAGCCCGUCGCAAAGAAGUAGAGCGGAAGCGACUUUUGGAGAAAGCCAAGGCCAAGAGUCGGAAGGGCAAGAAACCUGCCAAGUCACCUGCCAAGACGGCAUCACCUCAGAAUCACUCCGAGGAGCAAGGCAAUCAUGCUCCCAUGGGUCCCGGCGCGGAUAAUUCCAGUCAUGGCGACGACUAUCUCGAUGACUAUGCUAAUGGCGGCUAUCACAACGACGAAGACUUCGAAGACACUUAUUCCCAAGACGAUCCGCCGAUGCUGCUCAGCGACGAUCCAGACCAAGAGUGUACUUGCCCACAUACGACCUGCAGCGACUGUGGCGGAGACCAGAAUGAGGUGGAUGAUCCCGGCGAGGCUGUCGACUGA
This is a messenger RNA of Colletotrichum orchidophilum, 1920 nucleotides long. RefSeq lists its product as uncharacterized. Bases 1 to 1920 code for a protein of 639 amino acids. Lineage: Eukaryota; Fungi; Ascomycota; Sordariomycetes; Glomerellales; Glomerellaceae. The record is from RefSeq and is a predicted model, not a curated record. The transcript is spliced from 2 exons.